GCUGGCUGAGGCAGCUGCUGUCCCUGGAAGCUCAGGAAUGGGCUGUGCCCUGGCAUUCGGUGCCACGCUCCCUUCCCCGGUGUCACCCCCCCCUCCCCUGGGCAGCCAGGUAAUCCCCUGCGGGCAGUGACUCAGGGCAAUGGAAACCAGGGAGGACGCAGGUAAUCCCAAGCACAGACACAGCCCGAAAGGGGAAGCCCGCAAAGGAUGAGGGGACCCGGCUCAGAGGGGACCCAGCCUUAAGGGAGCUGGUGCGGGGAGGGGGGGUUCUCCCUAAUAACUCUGGGCUCAACACCCUAUCCCUGAGCUGGUUGGGCAUCCCGAUUCCCCUCCCCGAGGGGGAGCUUGGCCAUGCCUGGGGCUACAGCAGCUGGAGCGGGCCAGGGCAGGGCUGUGGCAUGUGACUAUCUGUGUUUCUGUCCUGUAGGUGCCCUUGCGGCCCCAUGCUGGGGGAGCCCUCGGUGCCCCAUGGGGGAGGAGAUGGCCCUCGGCGUGGGGAAUGGCUGCACUGGGAAACCCGCAGGGGAUGAGGCAGAGACUGUGGUGAUGAUCCAGGAGGGGCCCUCGCGGCCUGAGCCGUCUGCCUGGACCCCACGUCCCCAUGCCCUCCGCUGCCUGGCCAUAGGCAGCACUGUCUGCUGCUGCUCCUGCCUGGGGGUGCUGGCCCUAAUCUAUGCUGUCAAGGCCAACGAGAAGCGGAAGACAAACUCUCCCGACGCGGAUCUCUGGGCCCGGAAGUCCUUCCGGUUCUCCCUUCUCAGCAUCGGGGUCUGGGUAUCUCUGCUCAUCCUGGUGCCGCUACUCAUGGGACUCAUCUCCUACCUGAUUGCCAGGGCUGAAUGAUCUCCUGCCACAUCCCCAUUGGCUCUGGGGGAUCAGGGGGAUUCCCAGAUCUGAUUUUCCUCUCCUGGGACUGCAGGAUGGGAGUUUCCCUGGCUGCAUCUCACCACAACUGGCCUGGAAUCUCCCCAGCCCUGCCAGUUCUGGAGCAGCUCCAGCUUCUCUGUGGCUUGGGACUGAGACUUGAGAGAGACCAGGGUGGGGUGUGGGACAGGAUCGUCCGUGACUGUCUAUUCCCAGCAGAGAUGGCAAUAAGGGAACCUAAAAACAUCAAGGAAAAAUCCAUGGCUGGUAGGGCUAAGGACCAGACCGAUUCCGUUCCUAGACGGAGAUGGUAAAGCUGUUAAUAAGGAUGUACAGAAGGCAGAAGUGUUCCAUAAAUAUUAGGGCUUUGUAUUUGGAGAGAAGCAGGAUGAUGAACUCGCAUCCCGAGAGGAUGGUGAACUACUUUCCGGCCCAUUAGUCACCGAGGAGGAUGUUAAACAACGUCUACUAAACAUGUUCACAUCACAGGCCCAAGUAAAUCGUCCCCCAAAGUCCCAACAAAGUUGGCGGAGGAGAUCGCAGGCCUGCAAAUGUUUAUUUUUAAUAGAUGUUGGAAUGAAAUGCCAGAAGACUAAGAAACAGAUUGACAGAGCCAGAAGAGUACCCAGAAGUCACCUACUACAGGACAGGCCUUACAAAGAAAAUAACAGAAC
Molecule: messenger RNA, 1538 nt
Organism: Chelonia mydas (Green sea turtle)
Lineage: Eukaryota; Metazoa; Chordata; Testudines; Cheloniidae
Gene: TMEM265
Product: transmembrane protein 265
Exons: 2
Coding region: 352-843 (163 amino acids)
Cellular component (GO): membrane
Source: RefSeq, a predicted model, not a curated record